AAAGAAAUGAAAAAUCGAUAUGAAUAAUAUUACGAGACUAAAAAUUAAUUGCUUGGCUAGGGAGCGUUUUCAUAAGUGUUUUUGGGUGUUAAAAAAUCAAAUUAAUAAAAAGUUGCAGUUAAAAUUAGUAAUAGAAAUCUCGCUAUUUCUCAAUAAGAGAAAAUGAUUCUCAGACAAUUAUCAUAAUUUAAGCAUUAAAAUGUAGUUUAAUUACUUGAUAUUUUUGAUUAACAGGAAGCUCUAUUUAUAGUUUCAGAAUAUUGUCCUGGUGGUACAUUAUACGAAAUGAUGAUGAGUAAAUCAUUUACUGAAGAAUAAAUAGUUAACAUAGCUUUGUAAAUUGCUAAAGGAUUAGCCUUUUUGCAUAGCAAAAAUAUUGUGCAUAGAGAUAUCAAACCUGAGAAUAUAUUAAGAUACGUUGAUGAUCAAGGGGUUGAAAUCUUUAAAAUAACUGAUUUUGGUUUAAGUAGCAUCAAAUUAGAAAGAAUGACAACAACAAAAGUAGGAACAGCCUAUUAUGUUGCUCCAGAAAUAUUGGAAAAGCAACAAUAUGACAAAUCUGUAGAUAUUUGGGCAUUAGGAUUAAUUAUUGAUGAAUUGAUACAUAAAACACCUUUUUAUAAUGGAUUAACAGAAGAAGAAGUUUUUGGUAAAAUAAGAGCAAUUAGAUAUAUUAUAAGAGAUUAAUCAUAUGCAAAACCUAAAAUUUUCGAUUAUAAAAAGAAUGUAAUAAAGAAUAUUUUAGUUAAUUCAAUUUAAAAGGAUCCUAAAUAACGAAAAGAUUUAACUUGGAUUAUUUAAACAUUAAGUGAAUACAAUUAAUAAAGUCCUAAUUGUAGUAUUUAAAAAGAACUUAGAAACUAUUCUUUUCAUUCCUAAACUACAUCUUGUGAAUAGCCAUAAAUAUUUUAGAUACCAACAUAUUCUAAUGAUUCAUAAUAAGUAGAACAAUGUCCUUAUCAUUUAUUACCAAUUAAAUAUAUAAUGCCAUUUGAAGAUGAUAAUACAAUUACUAAUGCUUGUUAAAAAUGCAUAUAAAUUUACGGGAUUUUUGAUCAUUUGGAAUUUUAAUAAUAUUUAGAAUAAGCAAAUGUUGAGUUGAUAUCUUUUUCUGUAGAUUUAUAUUUUUCUUAAAAUGAAAUAAUAAUAGAAGCCCUUAAAUUUCUUAAUCAAUUUAAAUUGUUCUAAGAGAAAGAAAAAUUAAUAUCUGAAUUGAGGAAUAUAGUAAUCAAACAUAAUUAAAUUUUGAGGGAAGAGUAUAUUUAAUAUUAAGACGAUAUUAAAUAAAUGAAUUUCAAUGCAAAAUGGAUCAAUGAAGCCUUAAAAUUAAAUUUAACAAUCUCUAAAGAAAUGCCAAAUAAAAUAAUUCUUUACUUAAUUUUAAGAUGUCAAGAGCGAAAAGAAAUUUCAUUGUUAGAAUGUAGACAAUUCAUCAAGGAAUAACUUAAAUCACUCUAUUAAUACAUAAUGACUUUAUUAUGA
Paramecium sonneborni is the source of this 1482-nucleotide messenger RNA. NCBI's taxonomy places the organism in Eukaryota, Ciliophora, Oligohymenophorea, Peniculida, Parameciidae. The record is from the annotation of a GenBank genome assembly.